AUGGCGGCGCUAAAGCUCUCCUCGUCGCCGCGGCCAUCUUCUUCGUCUCCGCCGCGUCAGCAUUGCCCGCAUUGCCGGCGGCGCGAGACUGCGUCAACGGAGCAUCAAUCCACACUUCGUCCUCGUCGCUCUCGCCUCGACUCCGCUCACUACAGCCGAGCUGCGCGCGGAGCUCGUCGAGAAGGCGGCUCCUCCUCCCAAGACGCUAGGACCCGUUCGCGGAAUCACAAAAUCACCAUCUUCGCGGCACCAAAACGAAGGCCCUACGGAGACGUCGACCCCGCGGAGGUCAAGGCGUUCCUCCUCGGGGAGCCCCACCUCAACUCCCUUCCAAACGCCUCGCUCCUCUUCACUGUCAUUCCGGGCAGCCCUCCCACCGCGACUCCCUCAGCGCGGUCCCACUCCGCUACGCGCCUCUCCGGCGACGAGAAUCCACGUGUCCAACGGGUCCGUGCGGAAGGACUUCUAAUCGCCGGCCGAAGCCUGGCCUGCCAGUCGCGCCGUGCUCACCACGCGAGGCCGCCGGAGGUCGACCGAGCGACACACCGCCUCAAGAAGGCACGCGCCCGGUCCGCAGCCGGGGUCCGACCGGCGCUCCCGGUCUACGCACGCGCUGGCUCCCGGGCGCCGUCAUCGCGCCGGCGGCCCGCUCCGGGUCCCGGACCGGCAAGCGGCCACUUCGACGGGGAGAGCCAGGUCAAGGAUUCAUCACACCGCUAAUCGCUCUACGGCGGCUACAACGAGCUCGCCGACAUCUCGCAACUCACGAACCGCACCGAAAUGGGCCGCCUGCGUGUCGAGGGCUACGGUGCUCACCGUGCGCUCGCCCCGAACGAUGAGGCGAGGAAGCUGACGGCGAACAAGCUCAGCGAGCCCGGGCCGGACGCCCCGAGCAGAUCGCUACUACCACCUGAUUCCCCGAGUACCAGACCGAGGAGAGGCAUGUACACCUCGGUGAGGAGGUUGCGGGAAGGUGAAGUACGACAGCUGAGGCUGCCCCAAACGGUGGUCGCAGAUGAGGCCCGACGGUCGGUGAAGUUCGAGGGGGAGGGGUCGGCCUACCUGUCGAUCCGACAUGCUACCUACACGGACGGUGCAGAUCUCUGUUCGGGGAUCGAUUCCCGUGCUUUUCCGCGCGAGGCAGGAGACGCCGGCGGGCCGCCGGACGGGCGCCCGGUCCGCGGCGGUGGCAGAAGAAGAAGGUGA
Messenger RNA from Asparagus officinalis (garden asparagus), 1206 nucleotides. RefSeq names its product fasciclin-like arabinogalactan protein 16. The record is from RefSeq and is a predicted model, not a curated record. Lineage: Eukaryota; Viridiplantae; Streptophyta; Magnoliopsida; Asparagales; Asparagaceae.